Xenopus laevis (African clawed frog) is the source of this 2340-nucleotide messenger RNA. RefSeq names its product provisional ortholog of solute carrier family 7 member 6 L homeolog. NCBI's taxonomy places the organism in Eukaryota, Metazoa, Chordata, Amphibia, Anura, Pipidae. The transcript is spliced from 10 exons. Bases 180 to 1697 code for a protein of 505 amino acids. The record is from RefSeq and is a predicted model, not a curated record.
UGCUAGUUUCACUACAUGUCGCAUUAUAUCAGAACAGACAGCAAGUGUUGCCGAGCAGAUUAAAAACUAGAGAAAAAAGAGAAGAACUUGUGUACAAUACAGACAAAUAAGCCAUUCCUUUACAAAAAUAAUUAAAAGGUUAAUUGAGGCAAUUGGCAAUAAAUGGACAUAUUCCGAGGAUGUCAACCCCGUGGAGUUUAUUAGGCUGCAUUAAAACGCUUAAAAAAAGCAAAAAAAAGAGAGCAAAUACAGGACCAAUGGAAAAUGAACCGGAAAAAAUGCAGAUGAAGCAGGAAAUCACACUGUUUAAUGGUGUUUCUUUAAUUGUCGGGAAUAUGAUUGGCUCUGGGAUAUUUGUAUCCCCCAAAGGAGUUCUGAUGUACAGCGCUUCAUUCGGACUCUCUCUCAUUAUCUGGGCUCUGGGAGGAAUGUUUUCCAUGUUUGGAGCCUUGUGUUAUGCGGAGCUGGGCACAUCAAUUCUAAAAUCAGGGGCAAGCUAUGCAUACAUACUCGAAGCUUUUGGUGGUUUCAUUGCCUUCAUCAGACUCUGGUCUUCACUGUUAAUAAUAGAACCCACAACACAGGCUAUUAUCGCCAUUACAUUUGCAAAUUAUAUUGUGCAGCCAAUUUUUCCAUCUUGUCAACCACCUUAUGAAGCUGUUCGAUUGAUUGCAGCGGCCUGCAUUUGCACAUUGACCUUUAUUAACUGUGUCCAUGUGAAAUGGGGAACAAGAGUGCAAGAUGUGUUCACCUAUGCCAAGAUAAUGGCGCUCCUUAUGAUUAUAUCAGUGGGUCUAGCUAAAAUUGUACAAGGUGAAAGUGAUAAUCUAAAGAGUCCAUUUCAGGGAUCAACUUCAAACAUAGGCUCUAUGGCUCUCGCCCUCUAUUCUGCCUUGUAUUCCUAUUCUGGGUGGGAUACUUUGAAUUUUGUUACAGAAGAAAUGAAACGUCCAAAAAGGAAUCUUCCUCUUGCUAUUGCAAUUUCAAUGCCCAUUGUUACUAUAAUAUAUUUGUUGACAAAUGUGGCCUAUUAUGCUGUACUGGAUAUGCCUGAUGUUCUUGCAAGUGAUGCAGUGGCAGUGACAUUUGGCAAUGAAGUUCUGGGAUAUGCCAAGUGGCUGAUCCCAAUAGCAGUCGCAAUGUCAUGCUAUGGUGGAUUAAAUUCUUCAAUUAUUGCCGCUUCCAGGCUGUUCUAUGUUGGAGCACGACAAGGUCACCUCCCUGCAAGUCUGAGCUUGAUUCAUAUGGAGAACUUUACCCCAGUGCCGGCUCUUCUCUUCAAUGGGCUUAUAGCCAUCCUCUAUUUACUCGUGGAAGAUGUUUUUCUGCUUAUAAACUACUAUAGUUUCAGUUACUGGCUAUUCGUGGGACUCUCUGUCGCAGGGUUAAUAGUUUUACGAAUUACUCAGCCUCUAAGGCAACGUCCUGUCAAGGUAAAUCUUUUCUUUCCGGUGGUUUACUGCCUUUGCAGCCUUUUUCUGGUCCUUGUUCCAAUAUACUGUGAUACAAUCAAUUCACUGAUUGGAAUAGGGAUUGCCCUUUCCGGAAUUCCAGCAUAUUUUUUGGGUGUUUACUUGCCAGAGGAGAAACGACCAAAAUGCUUCACUUGGAUCUACACAUCAUUAACAAAAUAUAUACAGCUCUUGUGCAAUUGCUGCAUGACUGAUCCAGACAAUGACAAAGAAAAGGAAAAAUAAGGUUCAGAAGAUCAGAGAAGAAUCAACACUUUUCGGGAUUUCUAAACCACUUGAGACAAUGAGAAAUUGCACUUUAUAUAACGCAUGAUGUAUUUAAUCAUUUGAUUUUGUGUAUAUAUUUUUAUUAUAUCAUAUCUUCUAUUUUGAAUUGGGUUGAUGUAUAUGCUGUACAUCUUGGCAUGAUAUGUUAGGGAACAUCAAAAAGUGGAAAACUGUAAUGUAAAUAUAGCACUAUUGUCCUUAACUGAAAUGUUUUAUGAAAUGUUUUGUUCAGCAUUACCAUAAUCUGAUUCCAUUAUUUUGACUUACUGUGACCCCAAAUGUGUAGAGUUUUUGGGUUCAGAACCACGUAUUCUGGUUUUCUCACCAAUUUUGGUUUGCAGGCAACCUGGUGAUGGAUACUUGAAUAUACAAAAUAUAUUAUACGUUGGAAAGAUAUUUCUACAAUUUGAGAUACACAGAAAUUAUAUUUUUUGAACAGUUGAAAUCUAUAUGUGAUUGCCUCCCACGAUUAAAUUUUGUAGCAGUAGAAAUCUUACCGAAUUAAACCAAAUGUAUAACAUAAUAAUUUCUAACGUUUCUCAGCUUUUUUUCUCAGUUUCUUCAUAAUGCUGUGAAAAUAAAGAAAAGGUUUUAUUGUCAA